AUGCAACUGAGGGCCAAACCUAAAGGUUUUUUUCCAAUUUGUCAUUCACUUACCCACUAUCUUUCUGUGCAUCUAUCUAUCUAUCUAUCUAUCUAUCUAUCUAUUCUUAAUCUAUUUAUCUAUCUAUCGAUAGCAAUAUGCCCAUCGCUCUCUCUUUUCUCUUUCUCUCUCUCUUUUUUUCGCUAUCUCUCUCUCUAUAUAUAUAUUAUAUAUCUAUCGAUAUCAAUGUUUUCUCUCUCUCUCUCUCUCUCUUUCUCUCUCUCUCUCUCUCUUCAUAUAUCCAUACAUAGCUACUUAUAUCUACCUUCUGUUAAUAUCUAUUUAUCUAUGUAUGUCAUUUUGUUUCUUUCUAUCUACCUGUCUCAGUCUGUUCAUAUAUAUCUAAUUCAUUUUGCUAAUAUCUAUCUAUCUAUCUCUCUAUCUAUCUAUCUAUCUGUCUGUCUGUCUGUCUGUCUGUCUUUUUAUUUCCUUUUUUCUUUUACACUAUGUUCAUUGUCUAUCUAUCUAUCUAUCUAUCUAUCUAUCUAUCUAUCUAUCUAUCUAUCUAUCUAUCUAUCUAUCUAUUCUGCUCAUAUCUAUCUAUCUAUCUAUCUAUCUAUCUAUCUAUCUAUCUAUCUAUUCUAUUCUAUUCUAUUCUAUUCUGCUCAUAACUAUCUAUCUAUUCUAUUCUAUUCUGCUCAUAUCUAUCUAUCUAUCUAUCCAUCUAUCUAUCUAUUCUAUUCUAUUCUGCUCAUAUCUAUCUAUCUAUCUAUCUAUCUAUCUAUCUAUCUAUCUAUCUAUCUAUCUAUCUAUCUAUCUAUUUCAGUUUCUAUAUUUUUUCCUCUAUCUCUACUUAACUUUAUUCUCUCUCCUCUCUUUCUCUCUCUUUUCUCUUUCCUUCCCUUUGCUGUUUUUUUUUUCCAGACUCUUUCCCAUUUUUUUUUUACGCUUUUCUCUCUCAUUCUAUCUGGCUCUCUCUCAACUUUUUCUUUUCUCUCCCCUUCCCCCAGCUUUCUCUCUAUCUCUACUUCACUCUUUCCUAUCUUCUUUUUUCCAGACUCUCUCUCUCUCACUUUUUUCUUUCUUCUUUCCCCAGCUUUUUCUUUACCUUUACUUCACUCUUUUCUAUCUCCUUCUCAAUGGCUUUCUCUCUUUUCUCUCUCCUUCCAACAAUUUUUCCCUAACACUGACUCACACGCUCUCUCUCUUUCUCUUUCUCUCUCUCUCUCACUCGCUCAAACACUCUUACCUCUCUCCUUCCCCCAAGUUUGUUUCUAUCUCUACUCACUCUUUUCUCUCUCCUUCUCCCUGACUGACUCACACACUCUCUCUGUCUCUCUCUCUCUCGCUCAAACACUCUUACCUCUCUCCUUCCCCCAAGUUUGUUUCUAUCUCUAUCACACUCUUUUCUCUCUCCUUCUCUCUGGCUAUCUAUCUCACUCUUUUUCUCUUUUCUUCUCUCUGACUUUCUCUCUCCAUCCAACAGAUUUUUUCUUUUCUCUAUCCUUUCCCCAUUCUACUUCACUCUUUUCUCUCUCCUUCUCCAUGGCUCACUUUCUUUUUCUCUCUCCUAACUCCAGCUUUUUCUCUUUCUCUACUUCAAGCUUUUCUCUCUCCUUCUCCCUGAUUCUCUCUCUUUUCUCUCUCCUUCUCCCUGAUUCUCUCUCUUUUCUCUCUCCUUCUCCCUGA
Molecule: messenger RNA, 1668 nt
Organism: Acanthosepion pharaonis
Lineage: Eukaryota; Metazoa; Mollusca; Cephalopoda; Sepiida; Sepiidae
Source: the annotation of a GenBank genome assembly